AAGUAUAUUUUACUGUACACAAGAUGGCAGCCUCCAUAAUAAGGACAAUGUUUUUAAGAUGUCAAGCUGCAGUAAGAUCAAAUGCUUUAACCUUACAGACAGUCCGAAAAUUGGAAACAUCUUUAGUUUGUAGAAGUUUCACAUGCCAAUCAGUUUUGUGGAAUGACAAAUGCGUGGAAGCUCCUGAAUUAAAGAAACUUGUUGACAAUUUGACAUACAAAUUUUCUGAAGCACGAGAAUUGUUAACUGAUGCGAGAGAAAGUCAAGACACAGUAUAUUUUAGUGAAGAUUUAGAAGAUGCUCAAAAAGCUGUAGAAGAAACAUUGACAGAAUAUAGACAAUUGCUGGAUAAACUCACAGAUCAACAAAGACAGGAAAUUAUCUCUACUAUUGGUUUAAGAAUGGAAGAAUUAAAGGCUCAACAAAGAGCAAUUGAAGAUCACCUAAAAGAUCAUCAUUGAUGAAAAAACUUUUUUUCUUUUUUUUUUAAGAUUAAAAUAUUUAUUACAUGCAA
This is a messenger RNA of Ruditapes philippinarum (Manila clam), 514 nucleotides long. RefSeq lists its product as uncharacterized. NCBI's taxonomy places the organism in Eukaryota, Metazoa, Mollusca, Bivalvia, Venerida, Veneridae. The transcript is spliced from 2 exons. The record is from RefSeq and is a predicted model, not a curated record. The coding region runs from base 24 to 461 and encodes 145 amino acids.